Toxorhynchites rutilus septentrionalis is the source of this 8182-nucleotide messenger RNA. It is a transcript of the gene Set2, whose product is annotated as probable histone-lysine N-methyltransferase CG1716. The transcript has 6 exons. Gene Ontology annotation, cellular component: chromosome; nucleus. Lineage: Eukaryota; Metazoa; Arthropoda; Insecta; Diptera; Culicidae. The coding region runs from base 180 to 7877 and encodes 2565 amino acids. Gene Ontology annotation, biological process: regulation of DNA-templated transcription. Gene Ontology annotation, molecular function: histone H3K36 methyltransferase activity; protein binding. The record is from RefSeq and is a predicted model, not a curated record.
GCGAGUGAGGUGUGAACUGUGAAAAACGAUGGCCGCCAUUUGUCUUUGCUGGAAGUGCUUUUCAGUGUCCGAUCAAUAAUCACAACUUGCAUUGAGCUAUUUCCAAUUAGGACGCAUAGUUGGGUGCCAACUUCUAGCUAAAAGUUGCCUGCACCGAUGGGUACAAGUUUCCUGCGGUAAUGGUUCGUACCACGCGCGCAGCGAUGAGGAAUUCAUCGCUUUCACCCAAAGAGGAGGUGAACGAACUUGAUCAAUCUCCGCCAGAUGAUACUACGGCAAUAGAAGGUGCUACUGCUGCUUCAGGCAGUGGUGCAGUUACGGAGAUGGCAGAGCAUCUCUACGACGGGAAUCCUAUCUCAUCCAACAUGAGCCCAUCAGUGGUGCUGGAAAAAUUAUCGAUUGAGCAAGUUGCUCCAGGUUCAGCGUCUGCCACCAAGAGAGGAGGGCGAGCGAAGGGCGUGUCCAGCACUUCGAGGGCAAUGAGAAGCAAACGGAAAAAAUCACCUUCUAUUGCUGAUAGGGAUGAAUCCAGUGACGAUGGGUUAGUGGAGCUGAUUGAAAUAGUUGACGAAGACUCCAAAUCGAGGGAAAGUUCUGAUAGCACACCGGAUACUGUGGUCACUCAGGAUUCAACCAAAACGGACAUCCAAACCUCAAAGAAAGAACAAAGCCUUCCGCAACCAAUGGAUUACGAUGUAAGCGUGAAAGCAUUUGUAAUUGGAGAGAGUAGCAUCAAAGUGCUGCAGCAGGCUAAUUUGGACAAAAAGCAAGAGGAGGAUGAUGCAUCCAGUUCGGUUAGCAGUGGUCCCCAUACCGUUCAUGAAGGUGAAGGUGGGAAAUCGCCAAAAUCGGAAAUUGUUGGUACGCGCAAAUCAAAACGUCAGGUCAAGGUGACCAACAAGUUCCGUGAUUUUGUCGUGGAUGCUCCACUGCCAUCUUCUCAAGUUCCGUACUCCGAUGUCAAACUAGCCCGUAGUGCUUGUUCCGCGAAGAAAAAUCCACCGAAGGAGCUCGAAGUAUUUUUAUCCUCCGAUGAGUUGUCUCCAGAUUCGCCUCCGAUGCUCAUUCGACCGCCAGUGAGAACAUACAGCAGUAAAAAGGAGAAAGUUGUCGGCACUUCUAAAACAGUGGUGGAGGAAAAACCGAAAAGGAGAAUUACUCGAUCAACAACUCCGGUUAAUCGAGAGCCUCGAGGUCGUAAGAAAAAAGAUACUAAAACAGACGACUUUUACGGUUUCUUGGAUGUUGGCGAUGAAACAAUUUUAUUGCCUACUCCGGAGGACAGAAAUGAUUCUACGCUGAUGUUGGAUAUAGACAGCAGUUACUUUACAGAUGACGAGUUUAUCAAGUACGGCAGUCCGUCCCCCACGGAUUUUUGUGGUUGGCCGGAGGAAGAAUUCGCUGAUCCCGUGGCAGGACCUUCUAGGCCGAUCGUGGUUGAAAAACAAACUGCUUAUAGCAGCGUCCAAUCAACAACCGAGAUUAAUACGGAACUGGGUGAUAAGAACGAUUUACCAACUGUCAAACGUCGAGGAAGAGUACCCAAGGCUGCUCAGCUUAAACCAGUGGUUCCACCGGUUGAGUCGAAUGUACGACCGGCUGGUUCCACAUUUAUCAAGCGUUCGUAUAAAACGACAAGAAGCAGCGUGGCGAAUGUUGUGUCGGAUGUAAAUGUAAAGGAUGAUGUUCCCGUCAGUACAAAAAGCAAAGAAGCUGCGGCUAACAAAUCUGAAACUAUCGAAAGUGACCAAGCUGCUUGCAGUGAAAAACUCUCUAUCGCCGUUCCUGCCAUAGUAGAUCUGAACGCGCAAGAGGAGAUGAUUUCGGAACAGUCUAGUGAUGUAAAGCCGAUGGAAACCGUCGAAAUCGAAGAUGUGUUGGAAGAUGCGAUUGAAAUCGUCCUACAAGCUGACGAAAUAAUCAAUGACGAUGGAAUAUCGAUGGAAGUCACUUCGGCUGCGAGUAUAGUUUCAUAUGAAGACGUUCCGAGGCCUCCACGGAACAGACGCAGGAUACGAGGCGGAUCUAGACUAUCCCCAGCAGAUGCGACUCCCCGAAGAGGAAGAAGUAAGAAAAGGGGUCCAAUGGUUGGCGAGGCAAAAGAUGAUAGCAAAUCAGCUGAAGUCGAUGCUCCAGAAGUAACGGAAGUAAAAGUCGAACCAAUGGUGGUAGAUGCAGAACCAUCGAAUACUGAGACGAUCCACCAAGUUGUAGAGACUUUGAGUGGAUCGACAGAACCACUUGUCUUGGAAGACGUAGAAAUGAAACAAACUGACAAGCAGUCAUCGAAUUCGAUUCUCGGCCCUGAUGUAUUUGUGAAAGAUGAAAAGGAUGACACUUCGAGAAAUGAUCGCAAAGUCGAGCAUAAGUCCCGUAAACAUGGAACUAAGUCGGUUUCCCUCCCGGAAGAACCCAAAGCAAAACCAGAAGUGGCCAAGCAGCUCCCUGAUUUAGCUUCCAAGACAGCUGAGUCGGAAGAAGCUAUACUACUGGACACGAAAGAUAUAAUUCCCUCGCAAAUGGUCAAAGAAGAACAAUCGAAAGAGGAUGAAAAGACAGAAGCACUUGUAGAGCCCAAAGCAGCACCUGUAGUUGACACCCUAUCAAAAAGCCCCAAGAAAUCUAGCAAAACUUCGAAGGAAUCUAAAAAUUACCCCGAGGAUGCAACCCUCAAAGAUACCCGGAAGUCAAAGGAAUCCAAAGAUUCUUCGUCGAAAGACGCGAGAAAAGGCGAUUCUUCUCGCAAGGAACGCGAUUCUUCCAAGUCCAGUAAGGACAGGGAUAGGGACAAAGAGCGCAGAUCAAAAUCAGAGACUGACAAAAAAGAGUACCGUUCAGAAGGAGCAUCAGAUUCGGGGAAAAAACGUACCGACCGUGAGUCGAAAACGGAUUCGGACAAAAAACGUGCGGAAACCACAGAUAAAAAUUUACUACCGGACCCAGAGAAGAAGGACACAAAAUCAAGCGUGGAAAAAUCCAAAAAGAGCUCCGACGCUGAUCUUCUAACAGAGAAAAAGGUGAGUGAGAAGAAAUUGGCUGACGCAGAAAAGAAAGAAUCAAAACCGCCGACUCCGGUUCCCAAGCAGACGACGGACAAGCCGAAAAAAAACUUCGACACCGAGCUGCAAGCUCUGGAACCAAGCAUAAAGCAGAAAGCUAGCGAUGAUGCCAAGCGGUCCAAAGAUUCGGAAAAAUCGUCUCGCAAAUCCGAUAAACACGCGCAUCGCAGCGAAUCGGCGGACAAGCGCAAGAGCGGCAGCAGCAGCAGCAGCAGCAGUGAUCCGAAGAGAAAAUCGCAAGCUGGUAAAAGUCGUUCGACGGAUUCCUCUCCGAUUACCGCCAAGCAUAGUUCUUCCAGUUCCAAGUCGAAAUCCUCGAAGGAAUCAUCCAGCAGCAGCAAAAAGGAUUAUACAAAAAGUUCAAAAGGUCGGAAAAGCAUCGCGGGAUGCCCCCCGAAGGAUGAGAAAAUCAAAGAUGAAUCACUCCCCAGGAAAGAGAGGGACAGCAAGAAGGAAAAACCGAAAGAAAUCAUUGAACCAUCCGUGGAUGUGCAACCGCCGAAAGCGGAACCUGCAGAGGAAAUGCCUAAGCCGGUCGAAAUGCAAGAGAUACCUCUAGUUAAACCUCCGGUGGAACAGGAACCGCAACCGGAAAUGCCUCGCAUAGCCACGAAAGCUUCGCGAAAAAUGUACCAAAAUGAAGAGGAAAUUGAAAUCGCAAGCUCGUCUCAGGAAUCGAUAUCUUCCGAAUCUAAAGUUUCCUGUGAGCCAAUCAUGCAGGAACCGACAACGGAGGAAGAAAUACAACAAAUUUCCGAAGUUUUCGACAAUACCGUUCAGAUUUCCGGUCCCCGCCCUGAGGUGGCACUGAAAGAGUUCCAAAAUAUUUCACUUUCUGACGAAAAGCCAGCAGAGAUGGAACAAAAGCCUGCGAUCGAUAGUCAGGAGGAAAUUGCAGCACCCACGCGGGAAACUGUUCCGUCGUCUCCCACGCAGGAUCCAACCAACGACGACUCCAACUCGAACAAUAGUUCGACCACGGACAGCGUGAAAGAUUCGAAAGCAUCCGAGCGAGAGGAUGAUGCUAACAUCCGCAGAUCGUCCCGUAUCAAAACUAUCAGUUCGCAGAAGCAGAGAACCAGCGGACAUGGGCUGGUCAAGGAUAGGGACAAGUUUCUCAAGAAAACAACCAUCUCGGUGGGGUUCGAUUCGAAAGUGCUGAAGGAUGCAGUCACGGGAAACUUCAACGUUGUUUCGGCGGCUGACAAUUCGGGAGAGCUCCCGGCAGGGGGAGAGUUCGAUGCGUUGGUAACCAACAUCGAGCUGUCCGAGGAGUACCUGCGUGACAUGGAGGACAAGCUGAGUCGGUUUGAAACUAUCCGGGAGAAUGUUUAUCACUGCGAUAAGGUUGUCAGUAGGGAGGCCAAGAAAAUGACUUGUGAUUGCUUUCUGACGGGGGAGGAGAUCGAGCGUGGUGAGCUUGGCUGCGGUGAGGAUUGUCUGAACAAACUGCUGAUGAUUGAAUGUGGCUCAAGGUGCGUGGUGGCGGAGCGUUGCACGAACAAACGCUUCCAGAAGCUAGAGUAUGCGAAUUGCCAGGUCUUCAGAACGGAAAAGAAGGGGUUCGGUAUUCAGGCUAGCACGGAUAUUGCCCCGGGAGAAUUCAUAAUGGAGUACGUGGGGGAAGUACUGAACAGCGAGCAGUUCGACGAACGAGCCGAGCUGUACUCCAAGGAGAAGAACAAGCAUUAUUAUUUUAUGGCCCUGAGAAGUGAUGCUAUCAUCGAUGCUACCACGAAAGGUAACAUAUCUCGAUUCAUAAACCAUUCGUGCGAACCGAACGCGGAAACUCAAAAGUGGACGGUAAACGGAGAGCUUCGGAUAGGAUUCUUCAGCACCAAAUAUAUCAUGCCGGGGGAUGAAAUCACAUUCGACUAUCAGUUCCAACGUUAUGGAAGAAGGGCUCAGAAGUGCUACUGUGAGGCGGAAUCCUGUACGGGCUGGAUCGGCGGCGAUCCGGGUAGUGACGGAGAAUCGGAGUAUGAAGAUGACGAAGAAAUUGAAGAAAGCGAAGAGGAAGAAGAGAUACCACCAGAAGUUGUUCCUCCGGUCGCUCCCCCUGUCGUUGAGCCCGUAGAGAAGAUUGUUGAUUCCGAAAAGCGGGAAGAAACCGCGGAUCUUAUCACGCCAAUAGUCGAAAGUGUACCACCGGAAACGGCAGAACCCACUGAACCAACCGUGGAGACUAAACCACCCGAACCAAAGCCGAAGAAGGUUCGCAAACGUGUUGAGCGCCAAAAGAAGCGACGCCCGCAAAUUCACGAAGAUCCCGAUUUGGAGCAGGAGAUCAACAAUCUGCUGAAGACCGGGCUGAAGAAUCAAGCGCAAACGUUGAAGCUUUCACGGUUGAUGGUUCGGGCCAAGGAUAUCAAAUCCCGAAGUCGGUUGCUCAUAAUACUGCAAAGUGGAGAGUUGCCUUGCCGUCGGCUCUUCCUGGAUUACCACGGUCUGAGGCUACUGUACGGGUGGAUAUGCGAGUCCACCGAAUCGAUCGAAGAUCUAAAAUUUCGCAUCCAAAUAUUGGAUACCCUCGAUCGGUUACCCAUUCCAAACAAAACAAUGCUGAAGGACAGCAAGAUCUUACAAACCAUGGAAAAGUGGGCUAAAAUUGAGAAGACCAAGGAAAAGGAAAAGGAGGUGGAGAAGGAGAAAGAGAAGGACACCUCGAGUACAAGCUCGCCGAGUGAUAGUAAUGGAGCAGGCAGCGAUAGCUCUUCCGAAGCGAAAAAGCAGGAUGUUGUUGGCAACGCUGAGGUGUUGAAAAAUAUGCCGGAGCUAUUGAAAUUGGCUGAUCUUGGCCGACUGAAGGAGAUCAUCAGUAGCACAUGCGUGGAGAAGGAAGCCGAGAAGGAAAAACCGCCGGCGGCCAGCACGAUCACCGAUGCAAUAACAUCGGCAGCAAGUCUGAUAGAUUCGAUUCAGAUUCCUGAACCGGAGGACGAAAACGCCCCUGAAGAGAAACGCCUCGUCACGCAAAUCCGUAUUCUUUCCUGUAAAUUGCUCAUUAGCUGGGUCAAUUUAAAAGAAGUUUUCCGCAUUCCCAAAAAAGAACGGAUAGAGCAGAUGAAAGAGCACGAACGGGAGGCUGAUCUGCGCUACAAAGCGCUUGGUCUAGGAGACGAUGAUCAAACUUCUCAGCGGCAUUCGUCCAGUCGAUACACCGAGCGUUCGCGUGAGUUGAAACGCCGUAAAUCGGUGGACGAUCGGGAUCUGCUGGGUUACCACAAAAUGAAGCGUCCCCUCAGCACUGUCAGUCCGAUGAUGAAGAUGGACAAUAUGUCGAAGCAACAGCGCCGACAGCUGUUCGAAAUGAAGGUCGCCCACGAGGAGGCCGAGCGAAGGAACAAGGAGCUCUGGAUGCAGCACGAAAACAAUUGCAUGAAGUUCGGUUUGAAUCCGCACAUCACUUCCCCGAUGGACGUUCCAGCGAAGAUGAAUCCCGCCACGGGAGAAUAUUUUUCCGCAGAUGAUCGGCUCCUGCCGACGCCUCCAAGUCAUGUUUAUUUCAAAGUGCUGCCACCGCCAAUGCCAACAAAUCCGGAAGACUACGAACUACCGCCGAUGGAUUUGCCGUCCCUCUGGAAGUUUGCCAUCGAUGACCGAGGGCGGCUGUACUAUUACCACGUUAAGGACCGUAUACCUCAGUGGGAACCACCGAAAAAGGAUAACCCGUAUGCUCCAGGACGGGGUUUGCGCGAUGAAGACAUCUCGAUGAGUUCCGAUGCCAGCACAACCGACACAGAGGAUUCCGAAGAGGAGCAUUUAAACGUCCAGUUGGAACAGUUGCGGAAGAAGAAGAAAAAGCAACAAUCGAGCUUUAAUUUGGAUGAUGUUCUUGCGAAACCGGAUGAUAUGAACGAUGACCUGUCGAAAACCAUCAAGGAUUUGGAGGCGGGUGAUUCUUCGCCACACGGUAGUAACAGUGCGGAGAAACUGUUUGGUGAUAAUCUCGAAAAAACUGCCGAAGAACUGCUACAGCAUCGCAAGCGUAAGCACAGCAAUAAGCUGGUCCAGGAGCGGGUUAUCAGUCCCCGCACCGAGGAGGACAAACUGUACGGCCAGAUGGAGAUGAAGCGCUACAAAGAAACCAAAGAGAAACUUCGACGGCGUAAAGAGGAGGCCAAGCGGUUGCGGGCACGCAGCAUGUUGGAUAAAUCGCUUUCGGACAGCCCAUUCAGUGGAUCGUACUCGGGUGACAAUCUGGACAAGAGCGCAACGGAAAGUUCGCUCAUCGAUGACGAUUUAGUUGUAUCGCACAAAAUUGUCGAGGACAAGUGCAUCGUGGACGAGUUGGAUAUUCUGACGAAGAAGAAAAAGAUUUCCCCCUACGAGGAAUGGCAGAAGGUGAAACAACGGUUGGGUAAGAAGCGGGCCGCAAAAACAGCCGAAAGCUCCAGCUUGGGUGGGUCAUCUUCAUCGGCAGCAUCUUCGUCGCUGGGUACCGGCUCUUCGAAAGUCGCCAAACGGAAACGAUCCGACAAGUCGGAUCUUAACAGCGAUGAGGCUAGGAAAAUCAAGGAGAAGUUUCGAGGCGAAAUAGCUGGUGUGAUUGUGCAGCAUUUGAGCGCUUACCGGAAGGAAUCCUGUCAGAACGGACGGAUCACUAACACCGAGGACUUCAAACAUCUCGCUCGGAAGUUGACACAUUUUGUGCUACUGAAAGAGCUCAAACAUUGUGACAAUACUGUUCACGAGCUGGAGGUGACAGAUUCCGUCAGAACCAAGGCGCGGGAGUUCAUCAAGAAGUACAUGGCUAAACAUGGCACCGUGUAUGUGCGGGGUGAAAAUGAACCUGAUUAUGCAAACAUCAAUCUCUGAGAGGAGGCCAAGGGAAGGGUGGAAAAGCCAAUCCCAAAGGCUCCACUGGCUUCCCAGGAAUGAAUGACAAAAGAGGUAGAGUAUUUUAACGAUUAUUUUUAGAAUCUUGCUAGAUGGAUUUAGCAACUGUAGAUUAUUUUUAAUUUAUAUGAGUCUAAUUUGGGCGAACUACGUGAAUUGUGUUUUCUCACCAAAUGGACAUAGUAUAGGAAGAGUUGGUUCACGGAACCAGUUAAUUUUAUACAAUGUGGAUUAAGUGUGUGAAAUACUGAUAUAAAUAGUUCAUCAUGAAUAGUGAAUGAAAA